Messenger RNA from Annulohypoxylon maeteangense, 2603 nucleotides. RefSeq lists its product as uncharacterized. The transcript has 2 exons. NCBI's taxonomy places the organism in Eukaryota, Fungi, Ascomycota, Sordariomycetes, Xylariales, Hypoxylaceae. Bases 701 to 2494 code for a protein of 597 amino acids. The record is from RefSeq and is a predicted model, not a curated record. Gene Ontology annotation, molecular function: hydrolase activity.
CGACGCUGUACCGAGAGGGCGUAACUGGCCUAAAUAGCGCGAAUAGCGCUAUUAGCGCUAUGGGGAGCUAUUACACUACCUAGACCACUAAACCACUAGACACAUCUAACUCUCAACAUGAGUUUGGUUUCCUCCUAUUCUACAGUAAGAAAACCCUAAAUAAAGAUAAAUAAAGAUGUCGCUCUCUCUAUUGAGAGGAUUCUCUCACAAUCCAUCGAGACUCUAUAAACCACCAUGACUGAUUAUCGCCGACCCAUUUACUUCAACUCAAACGCCCGUUCGUGGGUGGCGCCUCGGUCUACUUCCAGCAACUUGGUUAGGAAAUUUCAUCAGCAGUUGCCGAAUUAUCAACCAACAAGGCUUCUGAGAUUGGGUGAUGUGGCGAAGGAACUAGGAGUUCGGGAGGUUUUUCUAAAAGAUGAAAGCAGCCGGCUUGGGUUAUCUUCAUUCAAGAUCCUCGGUGCUUCGUGGGGCACUUUUCGAGCCAUUACUCGUGAACUCGAUCUGUCCCUAAAUAUAAAUCUAGAGACGAUGAAAGAAGCCCUUGCUUCUAAACCAUUCACAUUGUACGCUGCAACGGACGGGAACCAUGGUCGAGCGGUGGCUCGUAUGGGAGCUAUUUUGUCCCUACCCGUUGAGAUACACGUUCCUGCGCAUUUAGACGUUGCUACAAUCGAGUUAAUUCGAACUGAGGGAGCAAAUGUCGUGGUAUCAAAGGGUGAUUAUGACGCCGCCAUCGAUGACGCAGAGACCGCCACCAAGUCGAAAGGGGGGAUUCUUAUCCAAGAUUUCUCCUUUAAAGGUUAUGAGGAGAUUCCACAGUGGAUUAUCGACGGAUACGAAACUACUAGGUAUGCUCUUAGAAAUCGAUGAAGAACUCGGGGAUAUUGCCGCAGACCUUGUGAUUACACCAGUCGGAGUUGGGUCCUUUGCACAUGCCGUCGUCUCCCACUACAAAAGUAAAGCGGUCCCCUCCGCGGUUCUUGCAGUGGAGCCUGAUACAGCAGCUUCCCUUUGGAAAAGCUUGAAGAGGGGGAAAGUGCAACCUGAGGAAACAACUUACACUACCAUGGCGGGUUUGAAUUGCGGGACUGUAUCCUCCAUCUCUUGGCCGCUCCUUCAAUCCGGUGUAGAUGCCAGCCUGACUAUCUCAGACUACGAAGCUCACACAGCUUCCGUCUAUCUUAACGCGCAGGGUAUAUCGUCAGGUCCAUGUGGUGCUUCGACACUCGCUGCCCUCCGCCGACUAGACGCCUCGGCCAAGACGAAAUUAGGAUUAAAUCACAAUUCGGUUAUUAUGCUCCUCUCCACGGAGGGCGCCCGCGAUUACGACAUCCCUCUAGACGUUUCUCCUGAUGAUCCUGUUACCUUAACGCAGAUUUUAGUCCAAAUAAAUUCUGCGAACCCCUCGUUAGGAUCGGUGCCGGGGCCAGGCGAGACAGGUAUCGCUCGAUACAUAGCAGCAUGGCUAGAACAUCGCGACAUAGAGACCCAUUGGAUAGAGCCUACCAAGGGACGACCAUCGAUAAUCGGAGUUGUUCGAGGCUCUGGCGGAGGUAAAAGCCUUAUGUUUAAUGGGCAUAUCGAUACGGUAACGACUAUCGGAUAUGAAGGCAACCCUCUCGGCGGAGAAAUUAACGACGGAAAACUCUACGGUCGCGGAGCGGCAGAUAUGAAAUGCGGAAUAGCUGCCGCCCUAACCGCCCUCGCAAGCGCUAAAAAGCUUGGUCUUCGUGGCGAUGUCGUCUUCGCCGGAGUAGCAGACGAGGAAGCCGAAAGUAUCGGUACGGAACAAAUACUGCAAGCCGGCUGGAUAACCGACGCCGCGAUCGUAAGCGAGCCUUCGAAUCUUAAUAUUGUCCACGCACACAAGGGUUUCGUGUGGCUCGAAGUUGACAUACACGGCCUUGCCGCACAUGGCUCCCUUCCGGAACUUGGUGUUGAUGCCAUCUCCAAAGCUGGCUAUUUCUUAGUAGAGCUAGAUCGAUAUGCUCAACGACUGCGUGAAUCUACGAUCGGCUCCGACGUCGGACCACCCAGCGUCCACGCCUCGAUCAUUAAAGGGGGCGAAGAAGCUUCUUCUUACCCCGCUCUAUGUACCAUUGUUCUAGAGCGUCGCACCGUUCCCGGCGAAACUCCCGAGACGGUGAAGACAGAAAUCCAAGCCUUGCUCGACAAAGUCGCAAAUGACAUCCCGAACUUCCGGUCCGAUUUAAGAGUCACCUUCAGCCGAUCCGCCUUUUCGAUCCCGCGAGACGACCCGUUCGUUUCCCUCGUAAGCGAUGUGGUUGGUCAGGCUCUUGGAACACCACCCACAUUCCGCAAGGACCCCUAUUGGACGGAUUGCGCCCUAUUUGCGGAUGCCGGAAUCUCGCCGAUUCUUUGGGGGCCGCAUGGAGAAGGCCUUCACGCGAAGGAAGAGUGGGUCGAUAUUAACUCCAUAAGAAUAGUUUCGAAAGCAUUGACGGAAGUUGCUAGUCAGUUUUGUAGGUAGAUUGGGUUUAUUUGUAAUAGUUUUCGUUAUUCAGAACUUAACUUAGUCAAUAAGGGGUUUGUAAUUGCAUAGUCUAUAUUGAAACACACAAUAAAAUCCGAUAUAUGAU